Molecule: messenger RNA, 791 nt
Organism: Pelobates fuscus (common spadefoot toad)
Lineage: Eukaryota; Metazoa; Chordata; Amphibia; Anura; Pelobatidae
Gene: BTG4
Product: BTG anti-proliferation factor 4
Exons: 5
Coding region: 53-751 (232 amino acids)
Biological process (GO): negative regulation of cell population proliferation; negative regulation of mitotic cell cycle
Cellular component (GO): nucleus; cytoplasm
Source: RefSeq, a predicted model, not a curated record
AAUAGAGGAAGCUUGCACUCAGCUGUUCCAUCUCCUGUGCCUAAAUUAAAGAAUGAAGGAAGAGAUUGCCGCCACAGUUGUGUUUAUCACAAUGCUGGUCAAGAAGCACAGGAAGCUGAGCAAGCUGGAGACAGAAAGGUUUGCGGCCAAACUGACGAACAUUUUAUUUGCAAAAUAUAAAUCCCAUUGGUAUGAAGAGAAUCCAGCAAAAGGACAAGCUUUCAGAUGCAUAAGGAUAAAUAUGUUCCAAUCCAACGACACCGUAUUGCAACAAGCAUGUCAGGACAGUGAUGUGGACUUCAGUGACCUUGGUCUGCCAAAAGAAAUGACUAUCUGGGUAGAUCCAUUUGAAGUGUGCUGCAGAUAUGGAGAGAAAAAUAGCCCCUUUACAAUAGCCAGCUUUAAAGGUAAAGAAGACCCUUAUGUGUCAAAGCGCAUUAGCAGUGCUGUUGAAAAGGCAACAUCUGAUUAUCACUCUGGAACAUCUUCUGAUGAAGAGACUAGCAAGGAACCAAAGACCAUUCCUACUGUCAGCAAUCCGAACAGUAUUUAUCAGUGCAAAGACUACAGCCAGCCAAUUCAGUCUUGGUCUCAAUUUCCUCGUCGAAAGAAUUUAACAAGUGAUGUACCCCGUCAUAAUCAACAGACUGGAUUCUACCUUCCAAACAAGGGUUUUAAAUCCUUCAGACAACCUAUCUCGUUCCCAGGUCCUCGGGUUGAUCGAUACCACUGGGUGAACACAAGGCGAUAACAUUAAGAUAUCUGUCUUGGCACAAUACAGAAAAAGAAAA